UGCCAGCGUCAAAUUCUUAGUGAGGCGCAUGGCAUGACGGAGAUUUGACAGUUGUCAAAGUCAAAACUAAGCAGCGUGUUUUGAAAUAUGAGGAAAAUAAAUAAAAUUUUCAUGUGAAUUAAGAUUUUAUUGGUAGUUACUGGCUAAGAACAACAAAAUGCAGUUAUCUGAAAUAGACAACGUUAAAAUUUACAAUCUCAGCGUUGGAAAAUCCCUACCUGAUUGGCUGACAGAAAGAAAAAAGCGUGCCCUGCUCAAGAAAAAUGUUGACCUCAGACGAAGAAUUGAGCUAAUUCAGGAGUUUGAUAUGCCAGGAGUGAGCACCACUAUCAGAGUUUCUAAAGAUGGACAAUAUAUAAUGACCACCGGCAUUUAUAAACCAAGAAUAAAAUGCUAUGACGUUAAUAAUUUGUCCUUAAAGUUUGAAAGAUGUCUUGAUUCUGAAGUUGUAACAUUUGAAAUAUUAAGUGAGGACUAUUCUAAGAUAAUAUUUUUGCAAUGUGAUCGUUAUGUGGAAUUCCAUGUUGGACAUGGUAGACACUAUCGACUAAGAGUACCCCGAUUUGGAAGAGAUAUAGCAUAUCAUCGGCCAUCAUGCGAUCUAUUUGUUGUGGGUGCAUCAUCUGAAGUUUACAGAUUGAAUUUAGAAAUAGGUCAAUUUUUAGCUCCAUAUGUAACAAAGGCGAAUGAAAUUAAUUGUUGUGCUGUUAAUGAGGAACAUGGAUUAUUGAUGCUAGGCACGGAAUCUGGUCAUGUUGAAGCAUGGGACCCUCGCACUAAAUCAAGACAGGGAAUAUUAGAUUGUGCCAUGCAUUGUACAGAUUCAGAAUACAAAAAUGAUAAAUUGCCUGCCAUAACUGCUGCCAAGUUUGAUGGACCUCUCAGGAUGGGUGUAGGGACAUCUACAGGUCAUGUACUGUUGUACGACAUUAGAUCAAGUAAACCACUCCUUGUAAAAGACCACAUGAAUGAAAUACCUAUAAAAGCAUUAGAAUUCCAUAAAACAAUGGAUUAUGUUUAUUCUAUGGAUUCAACUGUUGUCAAGAUAUGGGAUAAGAAUACAGGCAAGCAGUACACGAGCAUAGAAUCAUCAGCUGAUUUCAAUGAUUUAUGUGUUAUUCCAAACACAGGAUUAAAUUUGAUGGCUGUUGAAGACCAAAAAAUGCAGAUAUACUACAUUCCCUCAUUAGGACCAGCACCUAGGUGGUGUGCUUUCUUGGAUAAUUUAACAGAAGAAUUAGAAAGCUCUGCAGCACAAACAGUUUAUGAUGACUACAAGUUCAUCACUAAACAAGAGCUGGAAUCAUUAGGCCUUGAUCACUUGUUGGGUACAAAUCUGUUACGAGCAUACAUGCAUGGAUUCUUUGUUGAUGUGCGUUUAUACAAGAGAGCGAAAUCGAUCGCGGAUCCAUUUGCGUUUGAGCAAUAUAAGAAACGUAAGAUCAGAGAAAAGAUUGAGCAAGAGAGACCAUCCAGACUAAAGGUCGAGGAUAACUUGCCAAAAGUCAACAGAGAUUUGGCAUCUAAACUUAUGGAUGACAGCGGAAGAAAGAAGAAACAAACUACUAAUCUGCUCAAAGAUGAUCGAUUUAAGGCUUUGUUUGAAAAUCCUGACUUUGAGGUGGAUAGAGAAGCUGAGGAAUAUCGCCUACUCAACCCAGUUUUAUCUAGGCUCGAUAAAAACAAAGACAAGAAAAUGGAAACCGAAACAUCAAUGCAGGUGGAAGAAACUGAAGAUAAGGAUUCGGAUAUGGAACUGUAUGAUACUAGUGACGGCGAAAGUUCAGAUGAAGACCGAUCAUGGGUUAAAGAAGUGAAAAAGCAACAUAAAAUCAUAAGAAAUAAGUCACGACAAGAAGAAGACUCGCAACCCAUUGAGGAGCAGGUUUACGAAUCUAAUAACGCUCCUAGAUCUACAAAUAUCAUCAAAAGUAUAACACGGGUUAGCAAGGCUAGCUUGGGAGACCGGUUAGCUAAAGAAAACUUUUCCACUAUGGUCACGACUGCUGGAGGAAAUCGCGAAAUGAAGUUUAGUAUGAGAGGGAAGAAAUCAGAAACGCAAAAUCAAAAACAAAUGAAGAAACAUCAUCAAGAGCGAAAACAGUUUGUCAGAAAAACAGGAUUUUUAAUGAAGAAAAAGCUACCAAAAUCGUUCGAAUCGUUAUCGCUGUUGUUCUCAGUGUAUCCUUUCCACUCUCAACGAAAGUUUAAUUUAGCUAGUGACUUACUGGACAGCCAUGUACUGGGCAACGACAAGCUUGCUGAACCAGCGAUGGAGAGAUCUACCAGGUUCAGUAUCGACGGCAAUAGUGUGGAUAUUGGAGAAAUAACAGAAUCCCCUGACACUGAAUACAUGAGUACUUCUGCUAUAUUACAUUACUGUAAAUCAAAGAUAUUGCUACCAUAUUUAAAAUUAUUAACUAUAAUGGGAUUGCGACCGGUACUAGAUGUAUCGAACUCUUCCAAAUGCGCAAUAUGCUGCUCGCAUUUCCAUUCAAUACAAGUAGCAAUACUCAUGUUUAUAGGAUACGUUCUACAGUAUAUGGCUUGUUUCAGACGAGACAGAGGAUUUUGUUACAAGUUAGUUCCAUUGGCGUUAACAUCCAGCCUUGAGUAUGAGAACUAUAAGCAAGUGUGUUACGGAAAUGUUAUUUUCACCUAUAUCGGGCCCAGCAUACUGCACUUCGUGGGUUUUUUAUAUGCAUUAUAUUUGUUCAGAAUAUCUGAUAAUGAACAGUUGCAAAAUUUAAUGGAAAGGGUCUUUCUACUAUCUUCGUAUUCGCCUCAAGGAAUGCCUACCACUAAGCCUAAACGUUUACUACGCAUGUUGUGGUUUUUCAUAAUACUCAGCGUUAUAUGGAUGUGUCUGUCGUUAUGUUCAGUCAAUCUUAUGUUGGCUAAAGGCAAUAUUAUAUUUAGAUGGAUGGAAAAUAGUUCAUAUGAAAUAAGGAUGGUGUUGAAAGUGUUGCUAAUUAUAUGCACAUUGAUCCACGACAUGGUGCAGGCGACUAUAAUCACGAGCUAUUGCCUACAAGCACAGUUGUUACAAGCUCAUCUUAUGUUCCUCAAAGAACGGCUGCUGAACCGAACUAUAACUCCGCUCAACUGGAUGAGAGAGAUAGCAGAGUUCCGAAAAUUAUUAAAAUAUCUGAACGACGACUUAGCCCCUGCGGUUUGUUUGUUCACCAUCGUGAAUAUCUCGUGGGCCACCUCUGGCAUCAUGUGGCUCCUCAACUUGGAUAAGGUGGAUACUGAGACAGAACCCUUGGUCGGCAUCAGCAUUCUAAACGAGCUCAUAUGGAUUUCAGCAGUUAUUGUGCCAUUUGUUCAAGCCGCACGUUUGUCGAAAGAAUGCAGACGGACUCAGUCUGUGGGACAUGAGCUGUGCGUCCGUCCGUUUCUGCACCAGGACACUUCCCAGGAGGACAUCACGUCGGUACUCAUGUACGCGUCCACUCUACGUCUGCACGCGAAACUAUUCCACUACCCCAUCGCAGGUCGAUAUAUCUGUCUCGUACUAACCAUUACUGCGAUAGUACUCUUCUCUCUAGGCAUGUGUCAUCUAUUACAGUAGAAUAUUUAAUAUCAAUGUAUAUUUUAAUAGAAUGAACCAACUAGCCGGUUUGUAAAUUAUAUAAUACAUUGUAAAUAACGCCUGGUUGUGUAAUGUAAAUAAUACCUAUUUUAAACUGUUGAUACUCAGUUUUAAAAAUCAAAUUCAAUGA
Spodoptera litura is the source of this 3725-nucleotide messenger RNA. Its product is annotated as nucleolar protein 10 lethal (2) 34Fd. The record is from RefSeq and is a predicted model, not a curated record. NCBI's taxonomy places the organism in Eukaryota, Metazoa, Arthropoda, Insecta, Lepidoptera, Noctuidae. Gene Ontology annotation, cellular component: nucleolus; 90S preribosome; small-subunit processome. Gene Ontology annotation, biological process: maturation of SSU-rRNA from tricistronic rRNA transcript (SSU-rRNA, 5.8S rRNA, LSU-rRNA). Gene Ontology annotation, molecular function: protein binding.